Molecule: messenger RNA, 1324 nt
Organism: Thalassophryne amazonica
Lineage: Eukaryota; Metazoa; Chordata; Actinopteri; Batrachoidiformes; Batrachoididae
Product: S-arrestin-like
Exons: 16
Coding region: 136-1296 (386 amino acids)
Biological process (GO): signal transduction; G protein-coupled receptor internalization
Cellular component (GO): photoreceptor outer segment; photoreceptor inner segment
Molecular function (GO): G protein-coupled receptor binding
Source: RefSeq, a predicted model, not a curated record
UUGUAAACCUGACCAGCUGCUGUCCUCCAGGUCCACGCCGCCGUCCUCCAGGUCCACGCCGCCGUCCUCCAGGUCCACGCCGCCGUCCUCCAGGUCCACGCCGCCGUCCUCCAGGUUGUGACAUCAUCAAUCAACAUGAGUCCCAAACAUGUCGUCUAUAAGAAGGUGUCUCGUGACAAGUCGAUCACCGUCUACUUGGCCAAACGAGACUUUGUGGAUCACUGUGACUUUGUGGAUCCAGUGGAUGGAGUUCUGGUGAUGGACCCGGUUCAGCUCAAAGGGAAGAAGGUCUACGUGAUGCUGUCGUGUACAUUCCGGUACGGCCAUCAGGACAUGGAUGUAAUGGGCGUGGCCUUCAGGAGGGACCUGUUUGUGAUGACCCGCCAGGUGUACCCCGAGCUGCAGGACAAAGAGCACCUGACUCACACAAAGAUUCAGGAGAAGCUGCUGAGAAAGCUUGGAGACAACGCCUUCCCCUUCUUCUUCGAGUUUCCGGACAACCUGCCAUGUUCCGUCACCCUGCAGCCUGGACCCAACGAUGUGGGCAAGAAAUGUGUGGUGGAGUUUGAGGUGAAAGCUUUCUGUGCUGAGCACCAGGACGAGAAGACUGAUAAACAGAGUUCCGUUCGUCUCUCCAUUCGUAAGAUCCAGUUCAGUCCAGAGGACAGUAAAGUGGUUCCUGUGGCAGAUACCACGUUUGAGUUCUUGAUGUCGGACAAACCGCUUCAUGUCAAACUCAGCUUGCCGAAAGAGACCUUCUACCAUGGUGAGCCAGUGAAAGCCAACGUCGAGAUCACCAACUCUUCCAGCAGGGACAUCAAAGACAUCAAUCUGUCAGUUGAACAGGUGACCAAUGUCGUUCUUUACUCCAACGACAAAUACGUCAAAUCAGUGGCCAAAGAAGAGACUUUUGACUCGGUCCUUUCUGGAACCAGUCUCAAGAAGGACUAUACUCUGUACCCGCUGCUGGCUUACAACAAGGACCGAAGAGGCAUCGCGCUGGACGGACGACUCAAACACGAAGACACCAACCUGGCUUCAUCCAGCAUUGUCAAACAGGAGGUCCUGAAGGAGGUCCAGGGGAUGCUCGUCUCCUAUAAGGUGGUGCUGAGGAUGAUGGCGUCUGGGAUGGUGGGAUCCAGCGAAGUGUCUCUGGAGCUCCCGUUCAGACUGAUGCACCCGAAACCCGAUCCAGCCAAGGAAAGUGACACAGACGACAUGGUGUUUGAGGAGUUUAAGAGAGCCUACCUGAAAGGCGUGAUUGGAGAUGAUGACGAGUCGCCCACUGAGGUAUAAAGGAACCAUGUUGGCUGACAUCAGCCAA